AUGGCAGCAGAGGUCGCCCCCCUCCCGCAACUGCGGCUGCCCUCCGGCCCGACGCCAAUCACCGCCGAGCAGAGGUACUGGAAGUCCUUCAAGACCCAAAAGUCGCACACCACCACGGCCUCGUGGCCCGUCUCCCACAUCAGCUUCCCCGCCCCGUCCUCCAUAGCGCCCUCGACGGCCAACGCGGUCAGGCAGAACGACCUCUUUGCCGUCACGGCCGGCCCUCGAGUCGACAUCUACAGCAUACGGAAGCGGGAGCCCCUCAAGACCAUCGGCCGCUUCGACUCGGUCGCCCGCAGCGGCCAGAUCCGCGCCGAUGGACGCGUGCUGGUCGCCGGUGACGACUCCGGCAAGAUGCAGGUGUUCGAUGUCGCCGGCGGCAGCCGGGCGGUCAUUCUCAAGACGUGGCACAUCCACAAGCAACCCGUCUGGGUCUCGAGGUGGUCGCCCACGGACCUUACAACGCUCAUGAGCGCGAGUGACGACAGGACGGUCAAGCUCUGGGACCUCCCGAGCAAUGAGCCCACGAGGCAGUUCGUCGGUCACCACGACUACGUAAGAUGCGGCUCGUUCAUGACCGGCACCGGCUCGAGCAGCAACAUGUUGGUUUCGGGAUCCUACGAUUCCACUGUCAGGCUAUGGGAUGCCAGGACGCCAGGCGGGUCGGUCCUGACCUUCAAGCACGCUGCUCCCGUCGAAGCCGUGCUCCCCCUCACCUCCGGGACCACUAUCCUUGCGGCUGCGGAUAACGCCAUUUCCGUCCUCGAUCUGGUUGCUGCCAAGCCUCUACAAUUGAUCACCAACCAUCAGAAAACGGUCACCUCUCUGUGUCUGGCUUCACACGGGCAGCGUGUCGUCUCGGGCGGUCUCGACGGGCACGUCAAGGUCUUCGAGACCGGCUCGUGGAACGUCGUCGCGAGCUCCAAGUACCCCUCGCCCGUCCUCAGCGUCUCCGUCAUCUCGGCCGGCGCCAAUGCCGAAGACCGCCACCUCGCCGUCGGCAUGCAGUCCGGCGUUCUGAGCAUCAAGACCCGCCUCUCCGGCCCCGCUGCCGAGCGCGAGAGGGAGAGAAAGGCAGAAAUGGCCGCUCUUGAGGCGGGCACGGCUGACAAGUUCGACGCCAUCAAGGCCAAGCGCAAGCGCACGGUCGACUCGCGCAAGCGGCUCGACUUGAUCGGGGAAGGCGUUGAUGUCAUCAUCGCCAACGAGGCUAAGCGGGGCAAGAAGGAGACCAAGUGGCAGAAGGAUCUUCGGCACCACCACUACAGCGCUGCGCUCGACCAGGUCCUCGACCCGCAGGCCAAGGACCAUAGUCACCUCAACGUCCUGACCCUGCUCGUCGCGCUACGCCACCGCAGCGCCCUACGCGAGGCCCUCGAGAACCGCGACGAGGUGUCGGUCCAGCCCAUUCUCAAGUGGAUCUGCAUCCAUAUUGUCGACCCGCGGUACACGACUGUCUGUGUAGAUGUCGGCCUGCACCUGUUGGACCUCUACUCUGAGUUCUCGGCGGCGUCGACCGAGCUGGACGAAGGCUUCCGGCUGCUGAGGAAGAGAGUGAAGCGAGAGGUCGAGCGGGCACAGAUGGCGUGCCAGACGAGCGGCAUGCUAGAGAGUCUGAUGUCUGGAUCUAUGUCGUAG
Thyridium curvatum is the source of this 1638-nucleotide messenger RNA. RefSeq lists its product as uncharacterized. The transcript has a single exon. Bases 1 to 1638 code for a protein of 545 amino acids. Gene Ontology annotation, biological process: rRNA processing; positive regulation of transcription by RNA polymerase I. The record is from RefSeq and is a predicted model, not a curated record. Gene Ontology annotation, cellular component: nucleolus. Lineage: Eukaryota; Fungi; Ascomycota; Sordariomycetes; Thyridiales; Thyridiaceae. Gene Ontology annotation, molecular function: protein binding.